AAUGAUAGUAACCCUAGAUCUUACUCAUAACAAGUGUUAUGGUGAUUCACUGAGUCAGUUUUACUUGAAGUAUUUCCUUGACUACGAUCACUUCAUAUUGUGGUUUGUUAACUCAAUUUCUGGAAACAAAGGAUUUAUAAGAUAUGUAAUUUCGGGGGAAAAUUACAAUUUGGGCAAUAUUUCAAUGUAUAGAACGAGGUAUUUAGUAUCAUUCUUAAUAAUGCUUGUAUUUGUGAGUAUAAAAUGAUUGUUUAUUAUGUAUAGCAUAACAAAAGAACUCUUAUUUUAAACAGUAAUUUCACGAAGGUGUCAGUGUUUAUUUCAGACCUUCUAUCCCGGGGGGAUA
Messenger RNA from Acyrthosiphon pisum (pea aphid), 346 nucleotides. Its product is annotated as membralin-like. Bases 2 to 247 code for a protein of 81 amino acids. Lineage: Eukaryota; Metazoa; Arthropoda; Insecta; Hemiptera; Aphididae. The record is from RefSeq and is a predicted model, not a curated record. The transcript is spliced from 2 exons.